Messenger RNA from Ylistrum balloti, 831 nucleotides. Its product is annotated as peptidase inhibitor R3HDML-like. The record is from RefSeq and is a predicted model, not a curated record. Lineage: Eukaryota; Metazoa; Mollusca; Bivalvia; Pectinida; Pectinidae.
UCUGUAGUGACAUGCACUAAAAACAGCCCCUUACAUGGUUAUGAAAGCGCCAGCCUAUAUAAGGUCAAUCUGACUCAUUCAUCGACACUACGAUCAAUGCAGCAUACAGGACUUGUCAGUGAUGCAAAGCGCCUAAAUUUUGAAACUCAGGGGCCGAUUGACUACAAGAUGGAUAUAUUUCCUAGUCUAUUGGUGAUAGUUACAUCAUUAGUGAGCAUGUGCGGAAGUCUUCAAGACAUUUCCCAGUAUAGGGGAUACAUCCAGACCUUCCAUAACGUGCUCCGGGCCCGUGAAGGAGCCGCAGACAUGCAGUUCAUGAGCUACGACCUGGGGCUGGAGAGGAGGGCCGCUUCCUGGGCCAACCGUUGUAUGUUCCGCCACCAGAUGGCAGGGUUCGGAGAAAACUUAGCAUUCGUGUCCAGCACUGGUCAAGCUGUGAAUGACCUAUACAGCAUCAACAACGCUAUCAGCAACUGGUACGCAGAGCGUCCACUUUGGCGUGGGGGUACCGGGCACUGUGGCUCCGCCUGUCAUUAUACACAGAUUGUAUGGUCCCGGACUUCACGUCUCGGAUGUGCUCUAAAUCACUGCUCCAUCUUAGGAGAUAGAAAUGGUCAAGUCUAUCAAAACGCCAAAUAUUUUGUUUGUUUCUAUUCACCAAUGGGGAACUGGGUAGGUGAGCCUGCCUUCUUGAGAGGUCCGCCCUGUUCGAGAUGUCCCGCCGGCAACACGUGCUUAAAUGGACUUUGUUUAGGACAAAGUAUUAAUCCUCGAGGACGAAGGAGUGUGGACAACUGCCAGUCAAUCAACGGUACAGAUACGUGUGCCUGA